Pichia membranifaciens NRRL Y-2026 is the source of this 2020-nucleotide messenger RNA. RefSeq lists its product as hypothetical. Gene Ontology annotation, biological process: transmembrane transport; carbohydrate transport. Bases 27 to 1703 code for a protein of 558 amino acids. The transcript has a single exon. The record is from RefSeq and is a predicted model, not a curated record. Gene Ontology annotation, molecular function: carbohydrate:proton symporter activity. Gene Ontology annotation, cellular component: membrane. NCBI's taxonomy places the organism in Eukaryota, Fungi, Ascomycota, Pichiomycetes, Pichiales, Pichiaceae.
CACAAAACAACAACAACACACGCAUCAUGUUAGACCUACUUAAAAAGAAAGGCGACGGCUCGUCCGCCACCCUUGACGGCUCGUUCCAAGACGAGUCUGUAGACAAAAUCGAGCAAGAGUACGAGGAGUACCACGAGAGAGAGGAGGCUCCUUUGACAUGGAAGACGUGGUUCAUCUGUGGUUUCGCGUCGUUCGGUGGUAUCUUCUUCGGUUACGACUCGGGAUACAUUUCCGGUGUCAUGGGAAUGGAGUACUUUGUGCACCAGUUCACAGGCAAGAUCAACGAUGGCACAGACAGCUUUGCCUUGGAGUCGUGGCAGAAGUCCUUGAUCACGUCGAUCUUGUCUGCCGGUACCUUUUUCGGGGCCUUGAUUGCCGGUGACAUGGCCGACUUUGUCGGAAGACGUACCACCGUCAUCAUCAGCUGUGCGGUGUUCAUCAUCGGUGUCAUUCUCCAAACGGCCUCCUCCAGCAUCGCUCUCUUGACAGUCGGAAGAAUCAUUGCAGGUUUUGGUGUCGGAGGUGUUUCCGCAACAAUCAUCCUCUACAUGUCUGAAAUCGCUCCAAAGAAGGUCAGAGGCUCCACUGUCGCCGGCUACCAGUUCUGUGUCACCCUCGGGUUGUUGAUUGCCUCCUGUGUCGACUACGGUACCAAGGAAAGAACCGACUCGGGCUCCUACAGAAUCCCCAUUGCUAUCCAGAUGUUGUGGGCCAUCAUCCUCAUGACCGGUUUGUUUUUCCUACCUGAGUCCCCAAGAUUCUACAUCAAGAAGGGCAAGCCAGACCAGGCGAUCAGAGUGUUGGCUAUCUUGAGACAACAACCAGAAGACUCCUCAUAUGUUCAAGACGAAAUCGCCGAGAUCAUCGAAAACCACGAAAGAGAAGCCGCCUUGAUCCCAACCCAAACCUACUUUCAAUCCUGGACCUCCUGUUUCACCGGUAGUCUCAGAGACCAAUCCUCCAACCUCAGAAGAACCAUCUUGGGUACCUCUCUACAAAUGAUGCAGCAAUGGACCGGUAUCAACUUCAUCUUCUACUUCGGUACCACCUUCUUCCAAGAGUUGGGUACCAUCAAAAACGAGUUCUUGAUCUCCAUCAUCACCACCUUGGUCAACGUCGGUUCCACCCCAUUGUCCUUCUACACUGUCGAAAAAAUGGGAAGAAGAGUCCUUUUGAUCUACGGAGCCGUCGGUAUGGUUGUCUGUGAAUUCAUUGUUGCGAUUGCCGGUACCGUCGACGGUGGGAACCCUAAGACUGUCAGUGCCAUGAUUGCUUUCAUCUGCAUCUACAUCUUCUUCUUUGCAUCCACCUGGGGGCCAGGUGCGUGGAUUGUCAUUGGUGAAAUCUUCCCAUUGCCAAUCAGAUCCAGAGGUGUUGCUUUGUCAACUUCUUCCAACUGGCUGUGGAACUGUAUCAUCUCCGUCAUCACCCCAUACAUGGUUGGUAGCGACAAGGGUAACCUUGGUGCCAAGGUCUUUUUCAUCUGGGGGUCCUUGUGUGGCUGCUGUUUAAUCUACGCCAUUUUCCUUGUUCCAGAGACCAGAGGCUUGACCUUGGAAGAAGUCGACGACAUGCUGGCCGAAACCAGCCCAUUGACCUCCUACAAGUGGAAGCCACACCGUGUUGAACACUCUGACGACUUCUUGAAGGAGAAGUCAAAUGUCGACCACAUGGAAAACGUCUCUGUUGACGAACAGGUUUAAGACGCAACCCUUUUUCCCUCGUUACGACAACUACAACGAUAAUAACGUACUUUUUACUUCUUUCUCUCUUUCUGUUGAACUUACCCUCUUUGGCUUAAGUAACGCCAUGUAUAAUUUCCCUACUUUCUCCAAUAUACAAUACAAAAAGAUAAUGUGAUUCUCGAGAUCUCGAUCUGCUACAUGUUUCUUUUGCGAUGCCCAACAGAAUUGCGUGACCCGGCAAUAAAACCCGACACGGGCGGCAAUCUGGAUCCAGCUAGCCAGCACUAAGAGCAAUCGUGCUAUGUGCAGGUAGGCAGCACAAGGAGCAAUCGUGC